AUGGCUUCCACUCGUGGUGCUCUCCCACUGACCCUCAAAUCCAUCAGCUCUACCAAAGUCGACGAGCUUUACAAGCAACGCGAGCUGUUCGAAAGCCGCAAGGCUGAGAUCCUCAAGGCAGCCAAUGCCGCCCCAGACCACAGAGAGAAAGCCCGCGUGCUACUCGAGGGUGUCACGCGGUUGAUGGGAUACCCCAAGGAUGCCUUUGACGAGGAUGACGAUAUCGACAAGGAUGUCGUCACUGGGCAGCAACGGAGCAACCGUCUUCCGUCGACACAAUCAGUUUACUCGAAUACAGAUUGGCUGCGGAGUGAGAAUAUUAACAUGCGCCGUUUUCUGCUGCAGAGUAGGCAUGAUGCUUCUGUUUCGGAUGAGGUUGUGCGGGAAUGGAUUGCUCGUCUUGAGGACAGCCUGCGCUAUCACACUGUCAAGUAUGAGCAUGCCAAGUUCUACAGUGACUUGGUUUCUGAAUGGCUUGUGGAUCUUGAGGAAAAGCCUGGCGAGAAGAGCCUCGACAAGUCAACCUUUGAACAAGUUGGACGACAGGAAAUGCAUGACCAGCGAGCCACAUGGGAAAGCCUCGUUUUCUCGCCAGCCGACGUAGACUCGCAAGCAGUGGUGGCAUACUUGGAUAAGCUCUUCAAUCAGACAAAGCUCUCGCAACAGGCGCUCAAGGAGCUUCGCGAGAAGGUCCGAGACUUUGGCACUAGCUUGCGGUCAAACACAAAGGCAUUUGACAUUACCAUGCUCAAGACCAUAAGCUCGUCACUGCUUAGAAGCGAUCUCUUGACUCCUGAAAAGACCUCAAUUCUGAAAGAGUUCCUCAAAAACAACGAAGUUGCUCAGGAAGUAGCAGACGUCUUGAACCUACGGUUUGCUUCUAUCGAUCGUUGGGACUGGGAUUCGAAAGGCAUCCCCGUCGAGAUGCGCCGCCAUCUGAAUGGGAAAUACCGCGUCUUUAUGGAUGGAGACCUCAUCGAAACUAUUCUUCUCCAUUACAUUGGCCUGAAAUGGUCCGUGGAAUUCCGCGACGCAUUUGUUUCCUUCUUGAAGUCUCCUGCGUGGAAAUCCAAUUCGCAAAAAGUCCCCAAGGAGGUCACCAAUCGACGGAAGCAUUUCAUUACACAAGAACCCCGAGAGAGAGAGACAGUCGACAACUUCCGAAAGGAGACAUACGAGACCGACUACUUCAUGACCCAACUUCCUCGGUCUCUCGACGAAGGCAAGAGAAGCUAUGAUGACCACGGCGACGAUGAUGCAGUCCUACCAGGGGAUGAUGACCGAAUGUCACCGAUCGAGACCAAACAGUCAUUGCUGCAUCUUUUAAUCACCGAAUCCAUCAUUCACAACCGACUUCAUGGCGAGUUCACAGUGGUUCGAUCUGAUUUCAAAUGGUUUGGGCCUUCUCUCCCACACGGCACGAUCCUAGCCGUUUUGCACUUUUUCGGUGUUCAAGACGACUGGUUGCAGUUUUUCAAAAGGUUCCUAGAGUGCCCUCUCAAAUUUGUCCACGACGGCUCCGAGGCACAAGUCCACAUCCGACAGCGUGGUGUGCCCAUGAGUCAUUCGAUCUCAGAGUUCCUCGGAGAGUCACUCCUUUUCUGCAUGGACUAUGCCGUUAACCAACAUGCGAAUGGCUCGUUCCUCUACCGGCUGCAUGAUGAUUUCUGGUUUUGGGGAAAGGAAAAGUCCUGCCAAGAGGCAUGGAAGGCAAUGAGUGAAUUUACAAAAGUUACCGGUCUUCAGUUAAAUGAGGAGAAAACCGGGACCGUUCGUCUGGGGGAGAAGAAAGAGGUUUCGGAAACCCCUACUGCCGAUCAUUCGAGUUCCGAACUGGGUUCUGACUCGGAAAUGUCGUCGGAUGAUGCCAAUGCUUUUGCUUUACCACAAGGCGACAUUCGGUGGGGAUUCCUCAAGCUGGACCCUGAGCAGCGUCGGUUCCUCAUUGACCAGGACCAAGUGGAUAUCCAUAUCGAAGAGCUCAAACGCCAACUGUCCGCUUGCAAGAGCAUAUUCGCCUGGAUCCAGGCGUGGAACAGCUACUUUGCGAGGUUCUUUAGCAACUUCUUCGCCAAGCCUUCUGUGGCUAUCGGACGAGAACACAUCGACAUGGUGAUCAGCACGUUGAGCCGAAUUGAACGCGAAGUCUUCGCCGCGAGUGGCUUGGAAAACGGCAACGUUGCGUAUUAUCUACGCAAAGUCAUUGCGGAGCGCUUCGACGUGGACAAUCUCCCCGACGGAUUCUUCUUCUUCCCCAUCGAACUCGGCGGUCUCGAGAUCCAUAACCCCUUCAUCGGGUUCCUCGCGAUGCGGGAAGACGUUCGCAAAACACCCCGACGCAUUAUAGAGAAAGUGUUCAUUUCAGAGGAAGCCAACUACGAAAUCGCCAAGCGGAAAUGGCAAAAGGGGGAUGGCUACUCUAGUACUUUGCGGUUCUUGGACGGACCCAAGUCAUUCUUUUCUCUCGAAGAAUACACUGCGCACCUCGAGUCUACCAGCUCGGAGCUAUAUUGGGCAUACCGCGAGUUGCUCCGAGUUCCCGAGGAGCAGGAGAUCGGCCCGACGACGGAGCUGAGUCGACACCAGAUGAUGCUGGAUCGGUCAAGCAAGCACGGGGACCGCAUUGCGCAUGAUUGGAACUCUAUGAACGCGUACUGGCGAUGGGUGACGGUGCUUUACCAUAGCGGUAUGGUCAAGAAGUACGGUAGUCUGUCGGCUGUUGAUCGCGCGCUGAUGCCGCUUGGGGUUGUCAAGGUACUGCGCCAGGGAAAGGUGCGGUGGCAGGGAUAG
Messenger RNA from Talaromyces rugulosus, 2790 nucleotides. RefSeq lists its product as uncharacterized. The coding region runs from base 1 to 2790 and encodes 929 amino acids. The record is from RefSeq and is a predicted model, not a curated record. Lineage: Eukaryota; Fungi; Ascomycota; Eurotiomycetes; Eurotiales; Trichocomaceae. The transcript has a single exon.